Molecule: messenger RNA, 981 nt
Organism: Nerophis ophidion (straightnose pipefish)
Lineage: Eukaryota; Metazoa; Chordata; Actinopteri; Syngnathiformes; Syngnathidae
Gene: clec3ba
Product: C-type lectin domain family 3, member Ba
Exons: 3
Coding region: 161-757 (198 amino acids)
Biological process (GO): ossification; bone mineralization
Source: RefSeq, a predicted model, not a curated record
UGCUCGCCUCCCCUCACACGUUCGCCAACGUCUGUCAGACAUCUGCAAAACAUUUGCACUCUCUGAGAUAAGAGCUUGCAGCGCCUUGCAAAACAAAGCCGUCUUGGUCUGAACAGCCACGCAGGAAGUCCAACAGACGGAUUUCUUCCUAAAGACCACCAUGGAACGCGUGCCAGGUAUUUGCUUGGUGCUCUGCCUUCUCCUGCUGACACACUGCACACGCCAGCAGACACCGGAGAAGAAAACAACUCCCAAAAAAGAUUCGACCAAUGCGGCCAUCGAGGAAAUAAAGAAACAGAUUAAUGACAUCGUCAACGACCUCAAUUUAUUAAAAGAGCAACAAUCUCUGCAGUCGAUGUGUCUGCGUGGAACCAAGGUCCUCGGCAAGUGUUUUCUGGCCGAGCCGGUCAAGAGGACGUUCCACGCGGCCAGCGACGACUGCAUCGCCAAGGGGGGAAGUCUGAGCACCCCUCUAACGGGGGACCAGAAUGAUCAGCUCUACGCCUACGUGCGCCGGAGCAUCGGCCCGGAGGAGCCCAUCUGGCUGGGCAUCAACGACAUGGUGACCGAAGGCCAGUGGUUGGACAUGUCGGGUUCCAACCUACGCUUCAAGAACUGGGAGACGACGAUCACCACGCAGCCGGACGGAGGCCGCGGCCAGAACUGCGGAACUCUGUCCACCACGGCCAACGGGAAGUGGUUUGAUGAAAGCUGUCGCGCUGAGAAGGCCUCGGUGUGUGAGUUCAACAUUGUGUGACUUCCUCAGCUUGGAAGACAUCUUGCACUUCUUUGCUAGGCUCUUUUCACACUAUUGCACAUUCACUCUUAAAGCAGGGAAAUACAUGUACAGUAAAAGGUAGCUGCUUGAUUUGUCCAGCAAGAAUGUACUGCCAGGUUUUCAAGGUGUUCUCUUAUUCACUUCUUUUUUGCAUGACAACCACAAAUAAACCAAUUCAUGGAGUAUUUUUUUCUGCAAAGCAA